AUGGCCUGUCGAUUGCUAUACUUUUACAAUGAAACCGAAGUUUCGAUCCACGGUGACGAUUACGAAUUGCAAUCCACCGUUUUUACCUGGCAGAUCUCUGUGAACAGCAGCACUCACCUCUGGAACGCCUUCAACCUGCUCGGCUGGACGUGGAGGCAGCAGGCAGCCGUCGUGAACAAGCCGGUGGACCGUGACGCCUGGAUCACUCACCCGACCAUCGUGAACGCCUUCUACUAUCCCAGCAUGAACUCCAUCACCAUCCCGGCGGGGAUCCUCCAGAGUCCGUUCUAUGAGAAAGGGAGGCUCGCGGCAAUGAACUACGGCGGGAUCGGGAUGGUCAUCGGGCACGAGAUCACGCACGGGUUCGAUAAUUCCGGCCGCCUCUACGACGCGCGCGGGAACUUGGUGAAUUGGUGGACGCCGAAGACGGCGGAGACCUUCAAGGAAAAGGCCCAGUGCUUCGUGGAUCAAUAUAGCGGCUAUGAGGUUCCCGAACUCUCGGGCAUGGAAGAGCGAUUUGUGAACGGGACCUUGACUUUGGGAGAGAACAUAGCCGACAACGGAGGGGUGGAAGAGGCCUUGCUCGCCUUCUUCAACUACAUCGACCGGAACGGAGCGGAGCCCUCCCUCCCUGGUCUCGACUUCCUCACGUCUGAGCAGCUCUUCUUCGUCACUUUCGCCUACAAUUGGUGCGGUCACAGCACGAAGGAGUAUCUGCAGAACCAGAUUCUGUACGACCCGCACAGUCCUGCGAAUUUCAGGGUCCGCGGGUCCCUGAGCAACAGCGCCGCCUUCGCCAAGGCCUUCGGGUGCCGGGCCGACCAGCCCAUGGUCAGGGGAAACGACAGCUGCAUCUUGUGGGGGCCGGACGAGUCUGGAGGGUCGGUGCCUUCUUCCAUGCGCUUGGGCUACUACUUCGUUUCCCUGUGGUUGCUCCUAAGACUGGGCCAGUGGAAUUUCCCUUGAAAACUUUCCAUUCCUCACUUCUUAUUUAAUUUUUUUUUUAUUUAGAAUAUUUCUCAUGACUGAUUCGAUUCGUGGAAAUAGUAUGUUGUUUGGGUGGCAGGUACACACAUCUGAAUGGUACCCUAUAAAAGAACAAAUAUAUCUUGCAAUACAUUGCAGUG
Molecule: messenger RNA, 1127 nt
Organism: Darwinula stevensoni
Lineage: Eukaryota; Metazoa; Arthropoda; Ostracoda; Podocopida; Darwinulidae
Source: the annotation of a GenBank genome assembly